AUAAAGAGCUUUUUGCAGUUUGCACACAUUAUGAGCAGCUUUUGUGCAGAACUCCUGAGUCAUCAUAGUUCUGUGGAGAUGACGCUUUUAUUCUGAAGGAUCUGUGCAGGAAGUGGUGCUGUUGUUGCAUUAGUACCAAGUAGGAGUGGCUCCAUCUCCGUUAUAAGAGACGUUGUGAUGUUAAAGUGAUGUUUGAUCUUUAGGAGACAUCGACAGAGAUGGAGCUUCUUCCUCUUCUGUGUCUCUGCCUCCUGACUCGCUCUGGAAUCACGUCUGCUCAACUAAACAGACCAGCAGUCAUCAUAGAGGAAGGAGGGACUGAUGUAAUCUUACCCUGUUCUCUCAGCACCAAGGAAAACAUUGAGUUUAAAAUCUUUGACUGGAGGAAAGUUGCUCAGAAAGAUGAUGGUCAGAAGAAGGUGUUCCAGUAUGACGCAGGCAUUCAUUCCAACAACGGUCUAGAUGGUCAGAGUGAGCAGUUCAAAUGUCGAGUCUCUCAUCUUCAAGAUGAACUGAAACACGGCAACGCCUCCAUAAUCAUCAGAAAUACAAAGAUAUCUGACAGUGGAGAAUACACCUGUCAUUUUCCUUGUCUUCAGCCACCUCAAAUAUUCCACAUUAAGCUUGUUAUUGAUCCUAUCUUAAAAGACAGAAGAAGGGAAAACAUCCCAGGUGAAGGACCAGAGAUAACCUCAGGUAGAUUUGUUCUGCAGCAAGAGUAUGACAUCCAUCAUGACCCACAACUACAAAAACACACCAAGAACUGACACAAGUUCUCUACUACUACUCUAAUCUAAUACAAAUAGAAAUACUCAAGGUUCCACCAAUUAGGACGAGAGAGAGAGAGAGAGAGAGAGAGAGAGAGA
Sander lucioperca (pikeperch) is the source of this 866-nucleotide messenger RNA. RefSeq names its product butyrophilin subfamily 1 member A1-like. The record is from RefSeq and is a predicted model, not a curated record. Bases 219 to 767 code for a protein of 182 amino acids. NCBI's taxonomy places the organism in Eukaryota, Metazoa, Chordata, Actinopteri, Perciformes, Percidae. The transcript has 6 exons.